This is a messenger RNA of Penicillium brasilianum, 2810 nucleotides long. Lineage: Eukaryota; Fungi; Ascomycota; Eurotiomycetes; Eurotiales; Aspergillaceae. The record is from the annotation of a GenBank genome assembly.
GUCCCGGGCCAGCCCCAGCCGGGGGCCUUUAUGCUCACCUAGGAAGCACUAUUCUUGUGGGCCAAAUGUCAAUGGCCCCAAUCAUAUGGCCGGUAGCCGGCUCGGCUCGACCCCGAGAGUUAUGCCGUCUUUAUUCCAUGAACACGGAGAAGGGCGUUGAAAUUUUGAGACUAUAAAGGGGAAUUGGCGUCUCCCUCUUGCCUUUGGCUGGAUAAAGAAGGGACUUGCCCGCGAGACCACCGUAUCGGUGAGGAGCCAGACUGGCGAGUCAAAUGAGACGCGGAUUGAGAUACCCCAGCCUUCUCGAUCGGAUGGCAAAGCACAGGAUCCCAAUUUAGUCACCUGGGAUGGACCGGACGACCCUGAAAAUCCGUUCAACUGGAAACCCUAUAAAAAGGCUCGACAACUCGUGUUUAUGGCCUUCAACACUUUCUUAACUCCUCUAGCGUCCUCGAUGUUCGCCCCGGGAGUGGAAGAUGUGAUGAAGGAAUUUGGUUCUUCUAGCUCUAUGCUUGCCUCCUUCGUUGUCUCGGUUUACGUUUUGGGCUACAUGGUCGGUCCCUUUUUGAUCGCGCCGUUGUCGGAGCUAUACGGCCGAGUACCGCUAUAUCACGCCUGCAAUGUGCUCUUUUUGAUCUUUACUAUCGCUUGCGCUGUUGCCCAAAGCCUCCCACAGUUGAUCGUCUUCCGGCUUUUGGCAGGCGUUGCUGGCGUUUGCCCACUGACAAUUGGCUCAGGAACAGCAGCCGACAUGGUUACCAAGGAAAAACGGGCCGGCGUCAUGGCGAUCUGGGCGAUGGGGCCUAUUUUGGGGCCUGUUAUCGGACCUGUGGCCGGCGGAUUUUUAGCCGAGGCGGAAGGAUGGCGCUGGGUGUUUUGGGUAAUUGCAAUCACUACUGGUGUCGUAAUUAUUGGAACCGUCCUCAGUUAUCGGGAAUCAUACGCGCCUGUUUUGUUGAAACGCAAGGCCGCUCGUCUCAGAAAAGAAACUGGGAAUCCAAAUCUUCAAUCGAUCUAUGACACUGGCCGGCCUCCACUUCAGCUCUUUCUGUCUGCACUCGCCCGUCCCGUGAAGCUUCUCUUUGGCUCGCCCAUCGUGUUUCUCUUGGCACUGUUCGCAGCCGUGACCUAUGGCUAUCUCUACCUGAUGUUUACCACAAUCACGUCCAUUUUCGAGGAGCAAUAUGGAUUUUCAUCUGGGCUUGCCGGUUUGGCGUAUCUGGGAUUUGGUGUUGGCUGUCUCCUUAGCCUCGUUGUCUGCGGUCGUGUAGCCAAUCAUAUUGCCGUCACCCACACUGCGCGGGGAUGCUUCACACCGGAAUCACGGUUGCCGCCCAUGAUAUACGGGUGUUGGGCUAUCCCAGUCGGCCUGUUCUGGUAUGGUUGGUCAGCGCAAGCUCACACACACUGGAUUGUGCCCAUCUUGGGAACCGGAGUGUUUGGAGUGGGCCUUAUUACGGUCUUCAUGUCGGCGAAUACUUACCUCGUGGACUGUUACUUGGUUCACGCAGCUUCUGUGACUGCGGCUAGCACGGCGUUGCGAUCUUUGGUCGGAGCUGUGCUCCCUCUGGCAGGACCGUCAAUGUAUAGCGUCCUCGGACUCGGAUGGGGAAACUCCCUUCUGGCGUUUAUCGCCUUGGCUCUGUGUGUGGUGCCUCUGCUGUUUGCCCGAUAUGGCGCGGCCAUUCGCACGGAUCCACGAUUCCAAGUUCGCCUCUGAUCACAUUGAUUUCGGGCCUCAUGAACACUUAUAGACUUGCAUAUAGAUAUACCUUAUAGAAUUCAUCUGAAUAUAUACUCGAUGCGAGAGGGCCGCGCAAAGGCGGAAAAUUCGGUUCUCCCGACUAACCAGGUCUAUCAUCGAACUUCUCAACGUCCCUCCUUCUUCCAAAACAGCCAUGCGAGCACGAUCGCUGCUUUCAGCAAUGCCGCGGUCCAUAGCGCCCCCAUCAAGCCCACCGAGCUGUGCGCCCAAAGUCCUCCCAGUAUGACUCCAAGUAAAAGACAGAUCACCGCGCCCGUGCGACGCAUCUCCUCGGUAUUACCAAUGACCUUGGGUGACAAAAAAUCAGGAUGGGAGAAUAAAUCGCAGUAGACACUCGUGAGAACGACACUCGUCAGGCCGUUAUAUUUAAGCACGCGACUGGUCACCGCCUGGCCACUGCUUUGUAAGGCGACUAGCCCAAGGGGGACCAAUACCAGCCAGCUCAAGGGGGCGUCCCGAGAUGGUCUGUAAAUCGUCACGAUGAUGGCUGCCGCAGUAAUACACGCCAAUUGAAAUAGGAAUGAGGUGACAAGAACCCAACGUUGUCGAGGAGAGAAAGCGCGAUGGAACGCUGCGAAGCAAAGAGAUCCCAGGCAAAAGCCCGCGAUCGAGACGCCCGAUUUGAUCCAACGAUCGUCGUCCGUUCCGACCAGACCCAGGCCGAAAUAGACCGUAUUCCCGGUCUGCAUGCUCACAAAGGAGCCCCAGAUGAAGACAGCAGAGCUGUCCAGUAGGCCUGUAAUAAUAUAGCAGAAAAGAAGUAGCAAAUCUCCCCGUCGCGGAUCCAGCUCAUCAUGGAAAUAGCGUGACAGUCUCUGUGACCGCGAGGAGAGUGGGCGCGAGUUCUGAUUGCCCAAUAGAGGCUCCGUUUCAAACGGCAUACUGCCAGCGGCCAAAAAUCCGAGAUAUACGCUGGCUAGAGCUUCAAAGUAUAAGGAAACAAUGGAUGGCCCCGCAGGAUGUUCUUACUGGCCGUUCAGGCGACUAGGGGAUGCAUUAGCAAAUGUCUUCGCAGCUGUUGCUGCUCUCAGCGUUCCUCCGAGGG